GCUCUCCUUGAGGAAGCUCGCCCAGGCGCCUCAUAUUUUCCUCUAAAUGAGCAUCCACACAUCAAUAUGAUGCAGUAUUCAGUCCCCGGCUUACCGUAGUGGCUCAACGGCUUCGUACAAGAAAGGAUUCUCGGUAUCUGCCACAUUUGUGAUCGAUUAUAUUUACUAUGGCAAGCUCUAUGAAUGCACCGGAGCGGCUUCAGCUAUGAGACUGAAAUUCAGACUAACCCAGGCCUGAUACACACGCCAUCAAGGAGGCCUGUUCAUGUCCACAGCGUCAAACCAGUGAGACCCCUCCAGCAUCCUCCCACUUCCUACCUUUCAGCUUGAUAUUUCUUGGCCAGGGCUCCUCAACUUUGGCCCGAGUUCCUCAGCCAUGUCAAGCCCUAGCAGCAGUCCAGAGAGAGAGGGAGGCGUGGUGGGUUCUGUUCAACUGGAGGACCUCUCAUCACCUCCAGGGUUGGAAACUGACCCAACCUUUGUUGGCAGUCCAGUGCUCAGUCCAGACUCCAGUUCCCAUGAUACCGCACUCUCAGCCCCGGCAGCUUCCCCAGCUGACUCAGAAAACCUUAGUCCAGAUGAGCUCGAGCUUCUGGCUAAACUGGAGGAACAGAACAGGUUGUUAGAGGCAGAUUCUAAAUCCAUGCGUUCAAUGAGUGGAUCUCGGAGAAAUAGUGGGUCCUCUUUGGUGUCAAGCUCAUCUGCGUCCUCUAACCUGUCCCAUCUGGAAGAGGACACCUGGAUCCUGUGGGGACGCAUCGUCAACGAGUGGGACGAGUGGAGACGAAAAAAGGACAAACUUUUGAAGGAGCUAAUUAGGAAAGGCAUUCCUCAUCAUUUCAGAGCAAUUGUUUGGCAAUUGUUAUGUAAUGCCACUGACAUGCCUGUGAAGAAUCAGUAUUCUGAACUCUUAAAAAUGUCAUCUCCAUGUGAGAAACUCAUACGCAGAGACAUUGCCCGCACGUACCCAGAACACGACUUUUUCAAAGGCCAGGACAGCCUGGGGCAGGAAGUUCUGUUUAACGUCAUGAAGGCAUAUUCUCUGGUGGAUCGGGAGGUUGGUUAUUGUCAGGGCAGUGCCUUCAUCGUAGGAUUACUACUGAUGCAGAUGCCAGAAGAGGAGGCUUUCUGUGUGUUUGUUAGACUAAUGCAGGAGUACAGGCUUAGAGAGCUGUUUAAACCCAGUAUGGCUGAACUUGGUCUGUGCAUCUACCAGUUUGAACACUUGCUACAGGAGCAGUUGCCCGAAUUGAAUGUUCAUUUCCGUUCUCAGAGUUUCCACACUUCUAUGUACGCUUCAUCCUGGUUCCUCACGCUAUUCCUCACUUUCCUGCCCCUACCAAUAGCUACACGUAUAUUUGACAUCUUUAUGUAUGAGGGUUUGGAGAUUAUAUUCCGAGUUGGGAUAGCAAUACUGCAGUACAACCAGACAGACCUCAUACAGCUAGACAUGGAGGGAAUGUCACAGCACUUUCAGAAGGUGAUUCCACAUCAGUUCGACAGCUGCCCAGAUAAACUCAUCCUACGGGCUUAUCAGGUCAAGUACAAUCCCAAGAGAAUGAAAAAACUAGAAAAGGAGUAUACCACCAUCAAGAACAAAGAGAUGGAGGAACAGAUUGAGAUUAAGAGACUACGUACAGAAAACAGACUACUGAAACAGAGGAUUGAAACCCUAGAGAAAGAGAGUGCUGCAUUAGCAGACAGGUUGAUUCAGGGUCAGGUGACACGAGCUCAGGAGGCCGAAGAGAACUAUGUAAUUAAGCGUGAACUUGCAGUGGUUCGGCAACAGUGUCAUAAUACCAGUGAGAGUCUGAAGAAGGCACAGGACAAUAUCCGAGAUCUUCAGCAACACAAGUAUACAGAGGAGUUUGUGAGUGGACUGCAGACUCAGUUGGAACAGUCUCGGCUGCAGGAGGCCGAACUACUCGGUGCACUGAAAGAAAUGCAGGACAAAGUACUGGAUCUGGAGAAGGUAUAUAUGGCAGCUCAUCUGCCUGAUGAAAUUAAUGUAGCUCAGCUUCAGGAGGAGUUGAAGCUGGUGAAACUGAGAGAGCAGGAGACACUCCGGUCCUUCAGAGAGAUGCAAGAGGCCGUUACUGACCUUAACCACUGCUGGCAGAAUCAUACAUCUCGUGGAGGAGGAGGCCAUUGGAAAGAGUCUCCUAAGAAGAAUGCAUUAAAUGAGUUGCAGGAUAAACUAAUGAGUUUGAGACUGCGAGAGGCUCAAACACAGGCUGAACUCAAAGAGGUCAAACUUAAAAAUCUGCAGCUGGACAUCCAGAACCAGAUCAAUUGUAAGCUAGUUAGUCGGCAUGAGCAGGACAGUGCCUCCCUGCAGGAGAGGCUCCAAAACGCUCUUUCUCACAACAAAACGCUACAGAGCCAACUAAGUGAAAUGAAGAGAAAGCAGGCUGAGUUUGACUGCAAGAGCAAAGAAGAGGUGAUGGCAGUGCGACUAAGAGAAGCUGACAGCAUGGCAGCUAUGGCUGAACUCCGGCAGAAGAUAGCCGAGCUAGAAAUACAGAAAGAGGAAGGGCUGAUCCAAGGCCAGCUGAAUCACUCAGACUCCAGACAGUAUAUAACUCAACUGAGACAGCAGAUCGCUGAACUCAAGAAUGAGAUCAGGCACCUGCGUGGACAGCCCUCCAAGUUCCAGAACACUGGUGGAGGGGUUUAUCAGGACCUGUGUUUGGCUAGCCCAACAUCUGCUGAAGGUGAUUACCUCAGUUCAGACGAGGACCCUCUUCAGAGCCACCUGCCCGUGACCGGCCUAUAUCCACACCACUCGUCACCUUGCCUGGACAGCCAAGGCAGCACGGACAGCGAUGAUCCAGCUGAUCUCCAGUAUGGCCCACCUCCCUCUCCAACACCCUGGUUACCUGUCAGCUCUAGAGAUAUAAGAGACAUGGACUGUUCUCUCAUGAGUCCUCUGAGGGAUUUGGCCACAAAACACUGCAGCUUAUGUGGCAAGGUCUUCUCCUCUCUUGCGGGCCUGGAGUCUCACGUGAACAGAUCACACGGUAGUCAUUAUGGACACUCUCUGGUGUUCAGAGACAACAAAGACCCUGUGGUGUCAUGUAGGGUAAAGGAACGGACAUUUGAGUGUAACCAAUGUGGGAAGGUCUUCAAACGUUCAUCUACUCUCUCUACUCACCUCCUGAUCCACUCGGACACAAGGCCAUAUCCCUGCCAGUACUGUGGCAAGAGAUUCCACCAAAAAUCAGACAUGAAGAAACACACCUUUAUUCACACAGGAGAAAAGCCACAUGUGUGUAAAGUGUGUGGUAAAGCCUUCAGUCAGAGUUCCAACCUGAUCACACACAGUAGAAAACACUACAGACCCUUCAGCUGAACACACUUACCCACAAAAUCCAGAUCUGCAUCAACAGCAGCUGAAUGGCUACCAAAGCAAAACUUUUGUAAUCUGAAUGUACUUUAUGUAAUUAGCUUUAUAAAACACAAAAGUAUUAUAAUUAUUAAGUGUAUUUUCUUCAAUAUUGUUCAAACCAAGUCAUCAUUAUUGCCCUUAACCACAGUAUGACAAACAGAGGUGCAGAAAUGAGUCAACUGAUAGGCUGCAGGUUCAUUUGAUUAACCGCAAAACAGAUAUUUGUUUCAUCACUAGAUAAAAAGUUGUGGCAUAAAAAGCAAAUCCACCAUUGGCAUCUAUCCGAGGGCAUGUAUGUUAAAGGAACCUGAUACUAGCUGCAAGCCAGGUGGCUAUAAUUACAUUAAAGGUGGAGCAAUAUCACUCAGCAUUUGAAUACAAAAAAAUAAUUUGACUGUUAAAGAGAGCAAAAACGUUACUGAGCAGUGAUAAGUUUUAGUUUCCCAAAUUGUUUUUGAAUUUGGCUUCAAAAAUGUACACGAAUGUGUUUUUGUGAUAACUUGAGACAUUUCUGUGACCUUGAUUCACAAAUUUAACUGAUCUGAUACAUCACAUGGAUGGUGUUUGUAUAACUCUAGAAAUUCUCCUUUAAGAAAUGCAUGUUAAUCUUCUAAACAGGUAUGAGUAUGGAGUGAAUUAUUCAUAUCGGUUACAAUGUGUUUUUGUUUCAUGACCCUUUAAAGUACCUUUGUUUUUAAAACACAAAAAAUAAAAAUGUCAAAAUGUUACAAGAAUAUCCUACUCAACUGCAUGUGACUUAAAAUAAAUGUUAGGUCAGAGGUAAUCCAAAAGUUAUCAGAUUAGAUGAGCUAAAAACAGAAUGUCAAGUAAUUUUAAUAAGUACCAGAUUAUAAUUCCAGAGUAAUAUACCCAGCACUACUCAAAACUAACCCUUUAUUUUAGUCACUGACAUUAAGACAAAACAUCACAAUUCAAGCUUUACUCUUGGGUUGCAUGAUUUCAUAUUUACUGCUUCAUGCCACUGUUUUCAAAAAUUCAUGCAGAAAUUGGAAUUUAUUUUCAAUUAUUUUAUCAAGUGAAUUUUGUUGUCUGCCAAAUGUACUUGUUCUGAGCAUUAAUGUGUUCAUUCUAAGUGUUUGUGCUUAAAGUUUCUAAUGUCUUUAAAGGGAUCUAAACAUACAUACUGUAGAUAAUUGAAAUAAAAACUUUUCAGGCAUCAUGAGUGCUGAGGGUGCAAGUUAAAUUCAAAGUACAUUUAUCACAUGGAGUCACUU
Messenger RNA from Myxocyprinus asiaticus (Chinese sucker), 4623 nucleotides. It is a transcript of the gene evi5l, whose product is annotated as ecotropic viral integration site 5 like. The transcript has 24 exons. The record is from RefSeq and is a predicted model, not a curated record. The coding region runs from base 377 to 3352 and encodes 991 amino acids. Lineage: Eukaryota; Metazoa; Chordata; Actinopteri; Cypriniformes; Catostomidae.